UGUGGAAGUUUGGGCAACACUUCCCAAAUUUGUCAAUCUCCAAAAAACAGUUGGUCGAAAACGUUAUGCUGAUGGAUAUCGAAUGCCUUUGCCCAAUUCUCUUUCAGAAAUUGAAAUUCCCGAACAAUUGAGGCGAACAAAAACUGAACUUCAAGAAGAAUUUAUUUUGGUAGAUACGGGGCCAGCUGAUCCAAAUCGAAUAAUUCUUUUGGGUUCUAGAACAGAUGUUGCUAGGUUGGCAGGUUGUGAUGUUUGGAUUUGUGACGGGACUUUUAAAAAUGGUGGAAAUGUUCAAACAUUAUAUCAACUUUGGAUAAUUUAUGGCCGUUUUGGACGUUCUUUUGUUCUUCCAUUUAUUUAUAUUUUAAUUCCUUCAAAAACAACAGACUUUUAUUUGAGAUCUAUAGAACUUUUACUUGUCAAAAUUGAUGAAAUAACUCCUGGUUCUCGUCCACAAACAAUAAUUAUUGAUUUUGAAAAAGUCGAAGAACAGGCUUUAAGAAAUGCUUUUCCUUAUGCAAUAAUUCAUGGAUGCUUCUUCCAUUUUAAGGAAUCUAUUUUGAGAAAAAUACAAGAAUUUGGUUGGGGAUUACAACAUCAAGAAGAAGAUGGUUUUCUUAAAUAUUUAAAAAUGUUUGUUUGUCUGACUUUUGUUGAUCCAGGUUUUUUUAAUUUUAUUAUUUUGUGUUAUUACUUUGGGUUGUUUUGUUUUAAUGACAAUGGGGGACAUUUUUUACUGUCAAUCCGAAUCUGA
Molecule: messenger RNA, 754 nt
Organism: Meloidogyne enterolobii
Lineage: Eukaryota; Metazoa; Nematoda; Chromadorea; Rhabditida; Meloidogynidae
Source: the annotation of a GenBank genome assembly